Molecule: messenger RNA, 2088 nt
Organism: Ustilaginoidea virens
Lineage: Eukaryota; Fungi; Ascomycota; Sordariomycetes; Hypocreales; Clavicipitaceae
Exons: 2
Coding region: 1-2088 (695 amino acids)
Source: RefSeq, a predicted model, not a curated record
AUGGCCGAGACGCUACAGGGCGCCGUUCCCGCCGCCACCCUCGAGGACCAGACUCUUCUGGCUUUCGCUCGUUUAAUGGAAGGCGGGCAGGAAGACGAAGAAACCUGCAGAGAACUCGACGAGCUCACAAAGCUUCUGAACAACGACGCCGAAGCUCAACAGCGGGACAAGGGCCACAAGACGAUAUGCAGCGUCAUCGACGGCGAUUGCGUCGACACAGUCUUGUGCUAUCUGGAUAUGCGGCAACCCGACACUGUUCGUGGCCAUGCAACUCUAACCACCUCCGCAUACCUGAAAGCCGCCGGGGAUGAAGGGUCCAAGGAUCUAUCCGCCUUCUUCUUCGAACGCGUCCAGAGAGGAACCUACGACGACUACAUUGUAGCCUUUUGCGUCGCAUCGGCAACGUUUCCCAUUGUCCCGGACCUCACUUCGCAGCUAUUUCUAAGCGAGGGAUUUCUCAGCUCCCUCGGCCCUCUGAUGAGAAGGGAGUGGAAGAGCCGAAAAGUUGAAACCGCAUGCCUCGAGAUGUUGAACGCCGCAUGCAUGAUUGCUGUCUGCCGAGAAGCUGUGCAGAAGUACUGUGUCGAAUGGCUGGAGGAGGUGGUCGAUCAGGAUCCCACCGGGGCAACCGCAGGGUCUGACCGAGAGCCUAAAGUGCAAGGCGAAGGAGGAUCCAUAUCUAUGAGAAGGCACUCUGAGCAAGUCCAGCACUUGGCAGCCGUAAUCCUGGCCAAGUUGAAGGUAGUUCCUUCUAAACCAUCCAUAAACGACACCAACCAGUCCAGAGUUGAGCCGGCCAGUGCGAGCAUGGAAGACUUGUCCGGACUGUUUACUCGAAUGAUUCUGAGGCCAGACGACCACGACAAGCAGCAUUCCAUAGAAGGUCUCGCUUACGCCUCACUUCAACCAAAAAUCAAGGAAGCCAUCAACGAAAACUCCGCUUUGCUCAAGAAACUGGUCAAGACUCUCGCCGAUGCGCAACCACGAUCACCUUUAACCUACGGUACUCUUAGUAUUUUUGUCAAUCUGACCAGAUACAGACCAACCCUUUCAGAAGAAGAGAAGAAAAUGAACCAGCUGAAAGCGUACGCGGAUGCAGCAGGAAAGUUGGCUGGGCCAGAUCCGCUCGAUGACGAUGAUCACGUCGCCAAGCGUUGUCAGUUCGUCUUCAAUGCCGGUAUUAUCCCAGCCCUAGUCGCCCAUGGCAGAAAUGGAUCCGCGGCGUCGCUGGGUCUUAUCAUCUCCAUUAUCCAUUCAAUCGCCGUGACCGAACUCCUUAGAGGGCCUCUCGUCCAACAAGGCGCCAUCAAGCUCCUUCUCGUCGGCUGGGCUGCCGUCCCCGACACGGACGACGUUGCCAGACGGACUGCCGCGCAAGCACUCGCUCGAAUUCUCAUCAGCGUCAAUCCUGCCCUGGCCUUUGGGGGAAAUCGCUCCAUCCCGGCCAGCGCAGCCGUCCGACCUCUAGUCUCCAUCAUACUGCCCGACCCUGCUGCCGAGAGGCGCGAUCUGCUGCCCAGGUUUGAGGCACUCAUGGCGCUGACGAAUUUGGCUUCGCUGGAAGACGAGGAGACGCGCAGCAGCAUCGUUCGCCUGGCAUGGCCGCAUAUUGAAGAGCAACUCCUGUCAUCGAACCAUCUUGUUUCCAAGGCCGCAGUCGAGCUGGUUUGCAACCUGAUGCAAACCUCUCAAGGUGUCAUGCUCUAUGCGGACGGUAGCCAAAGAGCCCAAACGCGGCUACACAUCCUGUUGGCGCUGGCAGAUGCAGAGGACGAGGGCACACGGAGUGCGGCAGGCGGCGCUCUAGCCUCCCUCACCGGCUUCGAGUCGGUCGUCCGCUACGUGAUUCAGAGAGAAAAAGGUGUCAAGGUCAUUCUCGGAAUGUGCAACGAUGCGAACCCGGGCUUGAGGCACCGUGGCGUCGUCAACGUUCACAACAUGGUCAUGGCGGACGGUGAAGCGGGACAGCUGGCGCGUGACAAGUUGAAGGAUGAGAAUGGCGUGGACGUGUUGAAGGAUUGUCUGAAACAGAGUCGUCAGCCAGAGGUGCUGCAGCUCACUGUCGAGGCACUGAAGACGCUUCUUUGA